Molecule: messenger RNA, 1025 nt
Organism: Chironomus riparius
Lineage: Eukaryota; Metazoa; Arthropoda; Insecta; Diptera; Chironomidae
Source: the annotation of a GenBank genome assembly
GAAAAACAUUGCGAAAAUUCUCGAAAUAAAUUUAUAACUUUUGUCAUUAGAAAACACAAUAUAAACUUAAUUUAAUUAAGUUCUAGUGAUGUCUGUGAAGCACGAUUGGUAUCAAAACGAUGAAAAAGUCGUGGUGACUGUAUUAUUGAAGAAUGCAGUCGAAAAAGACUAUAAAUGUGAAAUUGAGGACGAAAAAGUUCAUUUGUCAGCUGAAAACUAUGAAUUAAUCCUCAAUUUACUAAAUCCUGUUGUUCCCGAAAAGUCCUCGCAUAAAGCAACACUUCAUAAAGUUGAAAUUACAUUAGCUAAACGUGAUUUCGGAAAAUGGGGAAUGUUGGAAAAGAAAAAGGAAGUGAUUAGCGAGCAGCAACAAAUUGCUGUAAAGAGUAAAAAGCCACAAGAUUGGGAUAAACUAGCCAAAGAAGUUGAAAAGACUGACGACACUGAGGGAGAUGCAGCAGUCAAUGCCUUAUUCAAAAAAAUCUAUGAAAGUGGAACCGAAGAACAACGCCGUGCAAUGAACAAGUCCUUCCAAGAAUCCGGUGGAACUGUUUUGAGCACUAAUUGGGAUGAAGUCAGAAAGGACAAAGUUGAAGUAAAGCCUCCCGAUGGCACUGAAUUCAAGCAGUUCUAAAGAUCCAGCGGCAAAGAAAUUACUAAUGCCAUCAAAUGUUUCCAUCGCUCUGUAUCUAUGUAAAUUUUUGUGGUGGUAUUGGAGAUUUUUGAAAAUUUAACCGUCAUAGCUGGACAGCUGCUUGCAAUCUUGGUACGAAUCUAAAAAUAAAUUAAGUCAGUGAUAUUUUUAAGAACAUUGAUUUUGGAAUUAUGAUAAAACUUCCAAAUCAGAAUUAACGCAAAUCAGUUUCUCUCCUUUUUCGUAAUAAUAAGAAGCUUUUUAUUAUGAAAAAUUGUUAGGUAAAAAGAAGAUACAGAAAUGAAAAAAAUCUAAAAGAUUGUUAUUAUCGGUUCCUUAAAAAUAAACAAGAUAAAGAAGAAUAACAGAAAAUUGACAGUUAAUUAAUUUA